Mercurialis annua (annual mercury) is the source of this 4686-nucleotide messenger RNA. RefSeq lists its product as uncharacterized. The coding region runs from base 1 to 4686 and encodes 1561 amino acids. The record is from RefSeq and is a predicted model, not a curated record. The transcript is spliced from 3 exons. NCBI's taxonomy places the organism in Eukaryota, Viridiplantae, Streptophyta, Magnoliopsida, Malpighiales, Euphorbiaceae. Gene Ontology annotation, molecular function: nucleic acid binding; RNA-DNA hybrid ribonuclease activity.
AUGACUCUUGAGUUCUUUUCUACUCUUCAACCGGUUCGCGGUUCUCCUACUUCCAUUACUUUCCGCAUCAACAACACUAGUCAUACUCUUAGUGUUGAAGAUUUGGUGGAACUUUUUGGAAUGAGGGGAACGGGAUUGGUCAAUUGGGCUCAAGAGUUCGAUCAAGUGGCAAUUUGGCGGGAAUUGACGGAUCGGGACGACUACAAGUCCAAGGUGUCCAAGAUGAAUGAAGUCAAAGACAUCAACAUAGUGGUGUUCUUGAAAUGGUUUGGGCACUCUUUUGGCGGGCGUAAUGAGUACUCAAAGGUGGCGAAGAGUGAUCUUUUGGCAUUGAAUGCCAUUUUACAUCCGGAGAUUGACGCCUACCAAGUCAACCCGGCUUAUCGUCUUUUGAAGCGAUUACGGGCGGUUCCACAAGAAUUGUCGAAAAUUGGCUAUGGAUGGUUUGUUCGUGCAUUGACCGAGAAGUACAAUUGUAUGCCCACGGCAUCUACCUUGGUAACUUUCGAGUCCACUCCGGCGAGGGUAAUAAAUAUUAACCAUUUAGAUGUGGCCGGAUAUGUGAAGAGGGGGAGAAUUAUUCCCUAUAAUAGAAGGGUACGAUUGUUAACGAGGGCCAAAAGAGAAGCGGCGGCACAAGAAGAGAGAGCGGAAGAAGAAGGAGGAGACGUAGAAGGAAGAGUAGGAAGACGAGCGGGGAAGGAACCCGCAGAAACUUCUCAAGCCGGAGAGGCGGCUAAUAUUUCCGGGUUUGAUCAACGGUUUUCUGAGUUGGUUGAACAAACCCGGACCGGAUGGGAGCAAAACCGGGUUGGUUGGGAAACUAACCAAAAAUUACUUGAAGAUAUCCGACGUGAACAACAUGUUGGUCUUACACAACUUCAAUGGAGGCAAGAUCGAAUGCGGGCACGGCUUAAUCGGCAAGAGGAUUUUCUUCGGGUUACUAAUGUCGAUGGAGUAAAAUGGAGAUUGACGGGUUAUUAUGGAUUUCCUGAGAGAGAUAGAAGGAAAGAUUCGUGGAAUAUGUUAGUUGAGCUUAGCAAACAGUAUUCACUUCCUUGGUGCGUCAUUGGUGAUUUUAACGAUCUCUUUGCAAGAGAUGAAAAGAGGGGUGGAGGAAUUCAACCGCAUUGGAUGAUUAACGGCUUUCGAAAAGCUAUUUUGAAUAGUGGGUUAAUGGACCUUGGAGCAACUGGCUAUCGAUUUACGUUGGAAAGAGGGCGGGGAUCGGAGGCAUGGGUGGAAGAGAGGUUGGAUAGAGCUCUGAGUAAUGGUGAUUGGGCAAAUAUGUUUAAUAGAGCGGUUGUUCAGAAUUUGGAUAUAUCCACUUCGGAUCACAGACCUGUUUUUCUAAUUCUCUCAGGGAUUGAGAUUAGUAAACAGAAGUUCAAAUUCCGCUUUGAAAAUGCUUGGGUCAGGAAAGAAAACUUUAAGGAAAAAAUUGUUCAAGUUAGUAAUGUGUUGGCUGGGUGGAGUCAGUCGAUAAGAAAGAAUUUUACGAAAGAAAUAGCAGCUAAAAAGAACUUAAUUGCACAAGUUCAGGACAUGCGUGAUUUGGUUGGGCGUAAUAAUUUUAAACAGUACUCUAAAGAGCUUCAUCUUUUGCUUGAGGAGGAAGAGACAGUUUGGAAACAACGAGCUAAGAAGUUCUGGUUACGAGAUGGGGAUUCAAAUACUAAAUACUUCCAUUCGGCUGCUUCAAGUAGGAAAUGGAGGAACAUAAUUUUGAAAUUAAGGGAUGAGAACGGAGAGUGGAAAACGACAGAUAGGGAUAUUUUUGAUAUUGUGAGGAGAUAUUUUAUCCAUCUCUUUACUGGUUCGAACUUGAUGGAGGAGGAAGCAGAUUUUGAGGUGAGUCUGAAAGUUACAGCUGAGCAGAAUGUGGAGUUGUUGCAAGAGGUGUCUAUAGAGGAAGUACGAAAGGCGGUUUUCAGUAUGCACAGCGAUAAGUCGCCGGGGCCGGAUGGAUUAAAUCCAGCUUUCUUUAAAACGUAUUGGAAUACUGUUGGAGAUGAUCUGGUGUUUAUGUGUAAUCAAUUUUUAGAUACAGGAACUCUUGAGGAUGGUUUAAACAAUACAGGUAUAACCCUUAUACCUAAAAUUAAUAACCCUGAGCAUGUUUCUGAUUUGAGACCCAUAGCAUUGUAUAAUGUCGCUUAUAAGAUUUUGGCGAAGGUUCUUGCAAACCGUAUGAAACACUUGAUGCCUUUAAUUAUUUCUGAAAAUCAAAGUGCGUUUGUUGAAAACAGACUUAUAACUGAUAAUUUUCUAGUGGCUUAUGAGAUUGGGCAGUUUUUGCGGAGGAAUAGGAGAGGUAAAAUAGGCAAUGCAGCUUUAAAAAUUGAUAUGAGUAAAGCGUAUGACAGGAUAGAGUGGUCUUUUGUAAAGUUUAUGAUGCAGAAGCUAGGCUUUAACGCUAAAUGGAUCGCUUUGAUUAUGGAAUGUAUUUCUUCUGUUUGUUAUACCAGUGUGGGAGAUUGUUAUGAUGAUGACCCUAUUAAGCCGAGUCGAGGCUUGAGACAGGGGGAUCCACUAUCCCCUUAUUUAUUUAUUAUUUGUGCUGAAGGGUUGAGUUGUUUACUUGCUAGAGAAGAGGAAAGAGGUCGCAUUCACGGGGUUUCGGUGUGUAGAGGUGCCCCGGCUAUUAAUCAUCUUUUCUUUGCAGAUGAUUGUUAUUUGUUUUUUCGAGCUUCAUUGGAGGAGGCAAGAGUUGUUAAAGCAGUGUUAAAGUCAUAUGAAGGACUGUCAGGGCAGAAAAUUAAUCUACAGAAGACAAACAUUAUGUUCGGUGCUAAUGUUAUGUCGAGUCUCAAGAAAGAUGUUUGUGAUUUGCUGAAUGUGGGGGAGGUUGCGGAUCAAGGAAAGUACCUCGGGCUACCAUCGUUGGUGGGUAGAAACAAGAGGGCAGUCUUUUCAUUUAUUCGAGAGAAAGUUUGGCAAAAAAUUAAGGGGUGGAAUUCUAAAGCGCUCUCGAGGGGUGGCAAAGAGAUUCUCCUUAAGACGGUUGCUCAAGCGAUGCCAAAUUUUGUCAUGAAUGUUUUUCUAAUUCCUUUAGAUUUGUGUGCCGAGCUUGAAAGAAUGAUGAACUCGUUUUGGUGGGGGAGGAAUAGUGAGGCUAAGAAGGGUAUUUGUUGGGCUAGUUGGGAUAAGCUUUGCAAACCGAAGAAAUUUGGAGGUAUUGGCUUUCGAAAGAUUCACGAUUUUAAUGUCGCAAUGUUGUCGAGACAAGCUUGGAGAUUGCUUAUUAAUGGUGAUUCGCUUAUGAGCCGUGUGUUUAAAGCAAAAUAUUUUCCAAAGACUUCUUUUUUAGGAGCAAAGUUGGGAUCGAAUCCGAGUUUUGUGUGGCGAAGCAUUUUCGCUACUCAAAAAGUGAUGCGUAGAGGAGUCCGAGUGAGAAUUGGUGAUGGAAAAUCCACAAAUAUAUGGCAGGAUCCUUGGCUUAUAGAUAAAUCUUCGGGUUUCAUUCUGUCUGAUCAUAGGCCAAAUUUGAACGAUUCCAAGGUUUGGCAACUAUUUAAAGAGGAGACAAGAGAGUGGGACUUGGAAAUUCUCCGAGACCUGUUUGUGGAGGAGGAUCAGGUUCGAAUAUUAUCAGUGCCUAUAAGCGUAAGAAAUUUGAAGGAUAGCUGGAUCUGGGUUUUAGAUGAGAAAAAUCGAUUCUCAGUUAGAAGUGUUUAUAGAAGUUUAAGAGGUGAAUUUGCUGAUGAUGAGUUGCAGGAAUCGCCGUUUUGCUGGAAUCGUUUGUGGAACCUAAAUAUCCCUCUUCAUGUCAGAAAUUUCAUUUGGCGGUUAGUUUCUGGUUACCUGCCGUCGGUUGAUGCUUUGGCUAGUAAAAGGGUAUUCAUUAACGGCCAAUGUCAGGUUUGUAACAGUAUGAACGAGACGGCAUCGCAUAUUUUUUAUGGUUGUGAAGUAGCCAUUUCCAGUUGGGGGGUGUCUAAGCUUCACUUGGCUGUUAAUGCCGAUUGGAAUUGUGAGAAGUGGUGUCGUUCUUGGCUCGAGAACUUGAAGAUGGAAGAUAGAGAGCUUGCGGCUAUGAUUUGUUGGCACUUGUGGCUUAAUCGGAAUGGGGCUGUUUGGGAAGGAAAAUGCAACAGUGCUGAGAAUGUGGUUAACGCAGCAAGUCAGCAACUUUACUCCUGGCAGAACGCGAGAAAGAAAAGAGUAUUAUUUGGUGAAAGAGAGCUUGCUAGUGAAGAUGGUAAGGCGAUUUGGAGUCCUCCUGCUGUGGGUUUCACCAAAGUUAAUGUAGAUGGGGCUAUCUUUAAGUCAGAAGGUAGAGCAGCUAUGGGUUGUGUUGUGCGAAAUGCUUCAGGGGAAAUUAUACAAGCAAGGCAACUUUCUUUUGUAGGUCUUUUUGAUGCUAGAUCAGUUGAACUUAUUGGCAUCAGGGAAUUGCUAAGCUGGAUGAAGGGAUGGAGUAAUCUUAUUAUUGAGUCCGAUGCUCUAGAGGUAGUUCAAGAUAUUCGAAAUCCCGAGCUUGCUAAGGGUGAUUUGUUGGUUGAGGAUUGUGUUUUAUUAGCGGAGCAGUUUUCUAGUUUAUAUUUUUCUUUUGUAAGGCGGUCUGCGAAUCUAGCUGCGCACUUGUUAGCGCGUAAUGCUCGUUCCUUGUCAGGUCAUUGGGAUUGGUUUUCGAACUUUCCUGAAUAUCUUACGUCUGUAACUGCUUCGAUUUAUCCUCAAUAA